AUGGCUAGGAAAGUAUUCAGAUCACGUGGUCAUGCUCAUAUUCUCGGACUAGCGCCUAGUGGGGAGCUGCUAAAUCAAGCUUCAAGAAAUACGCCAAAAGUAUCAACAGCUUCACAUUCAGUCAAUAGCGUUCCCCAUCAUGGUUUUUUUCUGUACAUAAUACUUCGUUUGGCAGCCAUGCGAUCCCAAUUGACACGGAGCGUAUUUCGUCGCCUCCUGUCAAACGAAGGCCUCAUAUUCCACUGUCCCUCUCGAACCGCUUUGCUUUCUCGGCAUUCCCACCGCCAUGCCUCUCCGUAUGUUAUUCGACCUUCAGCUCGGAGGACACUCUUUGGCUUCUCGCAGAAGCCGCCCCGGCAGCAAAAAGAACCGUCUCUUGCCCCAGGGUUAAAACCUAUGCUGGAUUUGAGCUUGAUGGAUAAGAUACAGGCUAGACCUCCGCCAGCAAAAGAUCUGGUCAAAGCAUGGAGAACAUUUUUUGGACAUAAAUCGUCAAAACCGGAGGGUUUCAAUAGCAUUCAAGCUCAGCAUGUAUUGAGAGUCUUCAAGCAUCUGCAGAAGCUUGAUAGCCAGGACGAAGAUUGCAGAUUGAAUGUAGAGGAUCUUAGAUUGCCUAUUCGAGCUCUUUACAAGCUACCAGAGGAUAAUGGGGAUAUGCAUGCGGAACUUGCGAAGCUUUUACAUACAGAGUGGCUCAAACACCCGGUAGAGGACGAGUCUCGGCGCCAAUCGGAUUUCCGGCUUUUGAUUAGUGUUUUGACAGGGACCGGUCAUACAAGGGAGGCUAAAGAGCUUAUUGAAGCCCACACGUUUGGUCCGGAAUGGCACAGACACGAAAAGGUGACCACUCGAUGGUGUUGGGAUCUCGUACUGAGAGGAUAUGCGAAGGAGAACAACGAAGCAGAAUUGCUUGAAAUUCUCGAGUAUAUUCAAAAACGCGGGCUCUCUGUGUACUCCUUCAAGACACAGCUUAUCAUGACGAAGUUCUACGCGGCGAGGGACGAUGUCGAAGCUACCAAAAUGUGGUACUCAAAGCCAGUGGUCUACAGCACAGAUGUGAAAGGGAGCAUUAGUCCUGAACCCGAGACACUCGCUAUUGUGCUGCAAUUUUGUAUCCGCAAUAAUGAAUUGGAUUGGUGCAGGACCAUUUUUCGAGAUGUUCUUGAGACAGAUCCAAACAAAGCUACGUGGGAUAUCGUUUUGCAGUGGGCCGCUGGGGUCAUGGGAAAGGGUGUCGAGGAUGUCGAACGAAUGAUGAAGGUCAUGAUUCGACGAAGUGCUUCUGUCAAUGGCAAGGACUCAGUUGAACCUGAUAUAGUUACGAUCAAUGGUUUGGUGGAACUUGCCAUGUCCUUGAAUGACUCUUAUCUCGCCGAGAGAUACAUUGCACUGGGAGAAAAAUUUGGGAUCAAGCCGAACGCCAAUACGUUCAUCCUACAGAUGAGGUACCGCGCUGAUGCGAAUGACUUGCGAGGCGCUCAAGAGGCCUACGACUUGUUACAAGCAGAAGAAGUUCAGAACGACGAAGACCUUCCAGCAAUCAACAAAUUCCUUCGCGCUCUCUGCGCUUCGAAGAAUGACAAUUAUACACGCAUUACCUCCAUCAUAUGCGAUCUGGAAGAACGGAAUAAGAGGCUGGAGGCUGAUACAGUUUGUGCACUGACAAACAUGUACCUCCAUCGGGAUGAGCUGGAGGAGAUGAUUGACGUUCUCCAAACUCAAUCUUACCAUUACACAGUUGAGGAACGAAGUCGAAUCAUCAACAUCAUGUUACAAUUCGCCACUAAUCCUCAAAUAAACACAGUAAGAGCUUGGGAGUCGUAUAGCAUCAUGCGCCAGGUCUUCGACGAGACGCCCACGGAGCAGCGUACUCAGAUGAUGAACGAAUUCUUCUCCCGCAAUCGCUGCGACAUGGCCUGCCACGUCUUUGGCCACAUGCGCCAACAUUCAGUCUUGGCCCGUCGUCCAAUAUUGGAAACAUAUGUUCAAUGUUUCGAAGGCAUCGCAAAGUGCGAGGACCGGGAGAGCUUGGAUAUGGUGCACAACAUGCUCAAGAUGGAUAGCUCAAUCGAGCCUAACACGAAGCUCUACAAUUCCCUUAUGCUGGCAUACACAGCUUGCGACGAUGCAGACCGUGCUCUUGACUUCUGGGAUGACAUCACCAACACAGAUGAAGGGCCCAGCUACAAGUCUCUAGAAAUUGUUUUCUGGGCUUGUGGCCGCAAGCCGUUCGGCGAUCGUAAGGCACGGGACAUCUGGAACAAGAUGCGCAGAAUGGAGAUUGAGGUCACAGGCAAGGUUUUUGCUGCGUACAUUGGUGCCCUGUCUGGUCAAGCCAAGUUCGAAGAGGCGAGGGACAUGCUGGAGGUUAUGGAGAAGGAUCUUUCACUCAAGUUGGAUGUGUUGACGUAUGUUAUCCCGCACUUUUCAUUCCAAGAUGGCAUUACUGACUCGAUUCAAUAGCUUAGGAACAUUCUACAAUUCCAUCCCGAGUCAGCACAGGAAAGAUCUGGUGGAGGAGUGGGCGAAGGGUCUCUAUCCUGAUGUAUGGAAGGAGUUGUGUAAGUUAGGCCAGACGACGCAGAAGGAGGGUCACAGGCUGUUCAAUAUGAAGAGGGAGAUUAAGGCUUGAGACAGUUACAUAGAUGUAUAUUAUGUAGCGACCUAUCUGCAGCCGUACAUUGUAUUCAAGUGAAUUUCAUCAAGCUUGGAAGUACCAA
This is a messenger RNA of Cadophora gregata, 2720 nucleotides long. RefSeq lists its product as uncharacterized. The record is from RefSeq and is a predicted model, not a curated record. Gene Ontology annotation, molecular function: protein binding. The transcript is spliced from 2 exons. NCBI's taxonomy places the organism in Eukaryota, Fungi, Ascomycota, Leotiomycetes, Helotiales, Ploettnerulaceae. Bases 1 to 2463 code for a protein of 820 amino acids.